Messenger RNA from Fusarium odoratissimum NRRL 54006, 1645 nucleotides. RefSeq lists its product as uncharacterized. Gene Ontology annotation, cellular component: cytosol; perinuclear region of cytoplasm; nucleus. Gene Ontology annotation, molecular function: GTPase activator activity; small GTPase binding. The record is from RefSeq and is a predicted model, not a curated record. Gene Ontology annotation, biological process: nucleocytoplasmic transport; activation of GTPase activity. The transcript has 2 exons. The coding region runs from base 243 to 1499 and encodes 418 amino acids. NCBI's taxonomy places the organism in Eukaryota, Fungi, Ascomycota, Sordariomycetes, Hypocreales, Nectriaceae.
UGCCCAUGGCAAUGGGAAAUUACAUAAAACAGUCAGGAAAUGCUCUAAGCCUGAUCAAGAAGCCUAACUACUGCCUAAUUCUGUCUGCUGCCCCACCCCCACCUUGACUCGAUUCAUCUUCACACCAAACAGCGGCGACAUUCUUUUGAUUUUAUUAAACCGACUUUUCCUUUUAGACUUGGUCGUCACCAUCUUUGCUGUUUAAUUCUGAGCGAAUUCCUCUUUUCUCGAUUUACUAUAGAAUGGCUUCUUCCGAUAAGAUCUUUUCCCUCGAGGGAAAGGGCCUCAAGCUCGACACUGCUGAGGAUCUCGAGCCUCAUAUUGCCCCUCUUCGAUCCGCAGACGUCGAAGAAGUUCGUAUUUUGGGUAACACUCUGGGUGUUGGCGCCUGUAAGCUUCUUGGUGAGGUUCUUGCGACCAAGAAGAACCUGAGAGUCGCAAACUUCGCCGAUAUCUUCACCGGCCGACUCCUGAGUGAGAUCCCUGACGCUAUAUCUUCGCUGCUCACCUCCGUCCUCAACCUUCCCAAGCUCAACACUAUCAACUUGAACGACAAUGCCUUUGGAUUGAAUGUCCAAGCGCCUCUCGUGGCCUUCCUAGCCGCCCACGUGCCACUGCAGCACCUUUACCUGAACAACAACGGCAUGGGCCCUCACGCUGGUAUCCUCAUCGCUGAUGCGCUCUCCGAGCUUCACUCCAAGAAGGAGGCUGCGCGAAAGGAAGGAAAGGAAGUUCCCGAUCUCGAGACUGUUAUUUGCGGCCGAAACCGAUUGGAGAAUGGAAGUAUGACGGCGUGGGCAAAGGCCUACAAGCUGCACAACAAGAUCAAAGUGAUCAAGAUGGUCCAGAACGGUAUUCGACAAGAAGGUAUCUCCCACCUUCUCGCCGAAGGUCUCCGUCACGCUUCCAAACUCGAGGUCCUCGACCUGCAGGACAACACUUUCACCGUCACUGGGGCCCGAGCUCUGUCAAAGGUUGUUGCCAACUGGACCUCACUCCAGGAGUUGGGAGUUGGUGACUCCCUGCUUGGUGCCAAGGGUGGUGUCCUCGUGGCAGCUGCUCUGGCUAAGGGCAAGAAUGCUAAACUCGAGACCUUGCGCCUGCAAUAUAACGAAAUCACCUCCAAGGGUAUCAAGGCCUUCGCCACUGCUGCCAAGGAUGGUCUUCCUGCUUUGAAGCGAAUUGAAAUCAACGGCAACAUUCUCACAGAGGACGACGAGUCGAUUCCCGUCCUUCAGGAGCUUCUCGAGAAGCGCAAGGAGAAGUUCGGUGGUGAUAUCGUCAACGAGGAUGAUUGGGGUGUUGACGAGCUGGAGGACCUCGAGGAGCCAGACAGUGACGCGGAGGAAGAGGAAGAGGAGGAAGAGGAGAUUGAGCCUGAGGACCGAGCCGAGAAGUUGAUCAAGGAGGCCGAGGAGGCUCAAGAGGAACCUGUUAUUCCUGUCAAGGACAAGGAGGUGGAUGAGUUGGCAAAGAAGCUCGAGAAGACUGGAAUUUAAACAUAGAUAUAGAUGAACUGCAUGAUGAUGACCAUUCACUUCACAAGGCGUGAAUGGAAUUUGAUACCCCUUUUACAAUGACUUGGACAACCAACAAUAAAGAUAUGGACGUGACUUGUUACGCAUAAACCAUGAGUUUCAGGAAG